Trematomus bernacchii (emerald rockcod) is the source of this 3030-nucleotide messenger RNA. It is a transcript of the gene trim62.1, whose product is annotated as tripartite motif containing 62, tandem duplicate 1. Gene Ontology annotation, biological process: innate immune response; positive regulation of canonical NF-kappaB signal transduction. NCBI's taxonomy places the organism in Eukaryota, Metazoa, Chordata, Actinopteri, Perciformes, Nototheniidae. The coding region runs from base 194 to 1720 and encodes 508 amino acids. The transcript has 6 exons. The record is from RefSeq and is a predicted model, not a curated record. Gene Ontology annotation, molecular function: protein binding; zinc ion binding.
CUACACUUGCAUUGGAGCCACGGAUGUUGCUGUGAAGAAGUCGAGACGUUGAAGCGGAAGAUUCCUGAGGAUCUUGUCAUCUUGUCUUGUGCACCCCCACAUGGCAGUAAACCACUGACUUGAAGAUUAAACUAAGUACAUUCAGCUCCAGAACAUUGCCCUCGUAGAUGCCACUCAGUCUCCGUCUUUGCAAAUGGCUUGCUGCUUAAAGGACGAGCUCCUCUGUUCCAUCUGCCUCAGCAUCUACCAGGACCCCGUCAGUUUCGGCUGCGAGCACUACUUCUGCAGGAAGUGCAUCACUGAGCACUGGAGCAGGCAGGAGCUCCACGGAGCGAGGGACUGUCCUGAGUGCCGGAGGACCUUCGCCGAUCCUCAUCUCUCGCCCAGCCUCAAGUUGUCCAACAUUGUGGAGCGCUACUCAGCCUUCCCGCUGGACGCCAUCCUCAACGCUCAGAGGAGCUCAUACCCCUGCAAGGACCACGAGAAGGUCAAGCUCUUCUGCCUCACCGACAAAAGCCUGGUGUGCUUUUUCUGCGACGAGCCAGCGCUACACGAGCAGCACCAAGUCACCACUAUUGACGAGGCUUUUGAGGAGAUACAGAGGGAGAUGAAGGAGCAGCUGGCCACCCUGCAGGACAGUGAGAAGGGACACACUGAGGCCCUGCAGCUCCUGCAAAGACAACUCACUGAGACCAAGUCCUCAGCCAAGAGUCUGCGUGCAACCAUCGGCGACGCAUUUGAACGCCUCCACCGCUUCCUGCGCGAGCGUCAGAAGAGCAUGCUGGAGGAGCUGGAGAUGGACACGGCCCGCAAGCUGGCCGACAUCGAGCACAAGAUCCAGCGCUACAGCCAGCAGCUGCGCGACGUCAAGGAGGGCAUCCAGAUCCUGCAGGAGCGCCUCAACGAGACGGGGCGACACGACUUCCUGGAGGGAGUCGCCGUCACAUCUGAGAGGUGCUUCACCUGCCCUGAGUUUGAUAGAGCAGUCCCAGUGUCAUCACUGCAGACCGAUAAGAACAAAAAUGUGGUUGUAAACACAUUCGCUCCAAGAAGGAUUAAAGGGAAGAUACAUGAGACCAAUCUGACGUAUGAAGAUUUCCCGACAUCUAAGUACAUGGGGCCCUUACAGUACACGAUAUGGAAGUCGCUUUUCCAAGAUAUCUCACCAGUGCCAGCAGCGUUGACCCUCGACCCGAUCACAGCCCACCAAAGACUGAUCCUCUCAGACGACUGUACCAUAGUGGCCUACGGGAACCUCCACCCGCAGCCCCUGCAGGACUCCCCGCGGCGCUUUGACGUUGAGGUGUCCGUUUUGGGCGCAGAAGGCUUCGUGUCGGGGGUGCACUACUGGGAGGUGAUGGUGUCGGAGAAGACCCAGUGGAUGAUCGGCGUGGCUCACGAGACAGUCAGCCGCAAGGGCAGCAUCCAGAUCCAGCCCAGCCGCGGCUUCUACUGCAUCGUCAUGCACGACGGCAACCAGUACAGCGCCUGCACCGAGCCGUGGACCCGCCUCAACGUCAAGAGCAAGCUGGAGAAAGUGGGGGUGUACCUGGACUACCACAAAGGCCUGCUCAUCUUCUACAAUGCAGACGACAUGUCCUGGCUCUACACCUACCGGGAGAAAUUCCCCGCCAAGGUCUUCCCCUACUUCAGCCCGGGCCAGAGCCACGCCAACGGCAAGAACGUGCAGCCGCUGCGCAUCAACACUGUGCGCCUCUAAGAGCUGACGCAUCUGUGGUCCUGAGAGAUCAUUCACAGGACUUGUGGAGGUUUCAAAAAGAUAUUCAGUUUUAAAAAGUGUUUAAUAAGGUGUUUGAAAUGUUUUUUUCUUUCAGUUCAGUUCAGAGUUGUGCUCGAUGUUGCUCUUAAAGUCCUGCGCUGUUAUUUUUGUGUCACUUGAAACGAUAAUGGCCUGCACUUGAGCCUCUUUUACGCAUCUUUGAUUGAAAAGAUAACAUUAGAAGAAGACAGGCGGACCCCCGGGCUCCUCUGGGGUCUGUGUAUGUACAAAAAGAAAGUGAUUAAAGCCCCCAGGCCCACCUUGCACACUCCCAGGGGGCAACGCUCUCCUUACGUCCCCUUGCUGUCCAGGGCGAGGACACUGAAGACUGGUCACUUGUCUUCUCUGUGCUGUACAGUCGGCUUAGCUUUGUGUGUGGAAUGUGAUCGACAGCACUCGGCUCCUUUUCGUUUGUCCAGCAGUCCACCAUGAACUUCUAAAGUCUGUUCGCACUUUUUACCCCCUGUCUGAGACCGGGGUCUUGGUUCCUCCACACAGGUGUCUAUUCUUUAUUAUUGCGAGGAAAGCUCUUGUUCUCCUUUCACAAGUCAUCCAGCCAUUAUCCGUCACAAAUAACAAAGUAGUAUUUGUUCGGCUGCCCGUACCUUGCCCAGUGGGAAAAAACGUAAAGUAAAUACGUGCAUGUUUGUAUAUAGAGUAUCACGGUUUAAAAAAAAAGGAAGUCUCUCAUCAUGCUGGCUCACGUUUCAGUUUCUGCUCUUCAACCACAAGUAUGCUAGCCAACAGCAUACACUGGCAUAUGUGUGGGGUUUUUAAAUUCAAGUACAUUUAGAUUAUUAGUCAUGAUGUUUUGCUCAUUUUCUCUCAAAACCUAAAGAAUAUGAAAUCAUACCAUCUGAGUAAACAGCCCGGUGAGACUGGAAUCUCUACUUGUUAAAGCAUAACUUGUCUGAUGUGGAAACCUAAAGGGUUCAAGAUGAAGUAUAACUCACAGAUUAUACAAACACCACUGAUCUAUCUUAUUUAAGAUCAUAACAUUUUAAUUAAAUGAAGCUGAAUGUUUUUGAGAAAUGGUCCAUAUCAAGGGAAAUUAUAAAGGAUGCACUAAAAUGCUAUUCCUGUGUGACUGGAAGAAAAUGUGUUAUAAUUCCCCUGAGACCCUGUUUAUAUCUUCGCCUCAUGUGCCUCAAGUAUUAUUUAUCAUUAGCUGUACACAAGUCCUGCAGUAUCAGCUCUUAAGAGGCUCUGGUCGCUCAGCCAAGUCCAGCAUACUGAGAGACGUGUCUGUG